UCGUCGUCACAGAAGUCGAUUCAGGAAGCCAUUACGUUGCGUAAUUUAGUCAAGAAAAACUUACUAUUUUUACGUAUUCUACGCACUUUUAAAAUACUUUCCUUAAGUCCCAUUUAAAAUAUUAUGGCAUCGCAGGCAAAGAAGAGAAAAAUGAAUUUCUCUGAAAGAGAGGUGGAAAUCAUCGUGGAGGAGAUGGAAAAGCAAAAACACAUUUUGGUGAACCACUUCAAUGCUGGCGUCACUCACAUCGCCAAAAAUAACGCAUGGCUUGAGAUUCUGAAGCGGGUAAACGCUGUGACCAACUGCCAGCGCGAGCUUGUCGAGGUGAAGAAGAAAUGGUCUGAUCUGAAAACCGAGGUUCGUCGGAAAGUGGCGCAGGCUCGCGCAGCGAUAGAGGACACGGGGGACUGCACCACGGUACCGGUUAUUCUUACUGCCAUGCAGCAACGCAUCUGUAACCUGCUAGGUGAAGCCACUAUCAUCAGUCUGCCUGCUGGAGAAUCGGGAGAGCCGAGUGCGGAGAUUGCGGUGCCGGUGCCCAUUAGCACAGCCACUACUACCGUUACAUUAACGCAGACAGAUAUUCAGCCAACACCUGGUGCUGCCUGUGAUAUGAAAACUCUAGAAGUAGCUGAGACCACAUACCACACUCUGGAGGAGGGCAUGGUAGAGUACUGCACAACAGAGACACCAGUCACUGUUACGACUGAAGCACCUGUGGAGGUUUUGGCAGCACAGUCUGAGUGCUCAGUAAAGCCACAGGAGCUGAAGAGCCGCAUUGCAUUGAACUCUGCCAAGCUGUUGCAGGAGCAGCGUGUCACCAACCUGCAUGUGCGUGAAAUCGCCCAGCAUUUGGAGAACCAGAAUGACCUGCUGCAGAUGAUCCGCCGCUCACAGGAAGCACAAGCCUGUGCCCAAGAGAGACAAGCACAAGCCCUUGAAGGUACACAGGCCACCCUUCUUGCCCUCAUCCAGAUGUUCAAGCCUGCUCUGAAGGACUUGAGAAAGUUCCUGCAAAAUGCUAACAAUGCUAAUGUAACUGGAAGCAUUGAGACUGCCGAGGGGGUGGUGAAUAUGCCCCAGGUGGAAGAUGGACAGUAGACUGGCAUGUGUUGUAUUCUUGGGGGAAUGAAGGGUGUGUGUGUGUGUGUGUUUUGGAAUAUCCUUGCUUUUUUCCCAUGCUCAACCAUUCUACUUUCAUUUAGAGUAUCUUGUAUUUCAGUGGUUCUCAAAGCGGCCUCUGGGAACCAUGGGGGGAUUUUUACAGUUUAAGAGCUCCCUGACUCCAAUAAGAACCACUGUUAUAUGUUACAUGAAUGUAGACUUCAUGAAUGAUGACAAUAUACUGUCUUUAUACCACUUUCUUCUUUUUUCAACUAUAUUUUAAUUUAAAACUUCAUGAUUUUUUAAAUUAAUUUUGCACGUAAGAAUGAGCUUCCACUAAAUCAGCAAGGACAUUACAAGUCAAUAAACAUGACAGAUUUUUAAACACUUGUCAACUCAUUUCAUAAAUAAUGUCUUACCAAGUUCCCCUGGCUGAUUCAAGAUGGACAGGACUAUCUUUGUUACAAGUGAUGUCAGAGCUACCUGAGUAUCAAUCAGAUUAUCUGCUUAUAUCAGUUCCCUUUUACAACAGCCACGGGAACUGGACUGAUGACUUUAUGUUCACUCAGGCUCUUUUCACCUAAGAAUCUCUUUUUAUAUUUUAUAUUAAAUACACGAGUUUUUAUAAUACUCAUGCAGUGUUACAAUGUGAAGAGCUAAGGCUACAGUUUCCAGCAAUGUCUUUGUGUUUGCAUAAUAAACAUUAUAAACAGAAAUAUACAGAAAUGGAUGCCUAACACCACUCACAUGUCAUGUGAUGGUAAUUACAGUGUCAUGCUUAAAUAUUUACCUCCUUGAACCUUUUUACAUUUUAUAUUAUUACAGCCUAGAACUAAAAUGGACUUAAUUGGGAUUGUUACCAUUUAAUUAACACAAUAUCUUGUGUUCACUCCUGAGCUUGAGUUACUGUCUGUGUGGAGAUUUGCAUGUUCUCCUCAGGUUUGUAUGAGCUUCCCCGGUAAUUCUUUGGUUUCGUACCACUGCCCAUGCAGGUAAGUAUAGAAUUUCAGCUUUUAUUUCCUAUUUAUGUAUUUAUAUUUUCAUGACAAACACAAACAUAGACAAACAUAGCACACUUUAUUAGACCACCCAAUAUUUAGAUAAGCAAAAAAUUUGGAAUAUGUCACUGACAGGCGUUUCUUGUUCCCUAGGUGUGCUCUGAACUGUUUGAAUGUUUGAACAAUAAAUAGCAACUACCCUUGGUUUUUGCCUUCAGUUUCAGAUGUUAAGACUACAUUUGUUGUUAAAUAUUAUAAGAAUCACUCAGAGACUUUGGCACCAGCUUUGAACUGCUGUUGUGUCAGUCAGUUUGUGCUUAGUUUCUUUACACUGAUUUAGUCAUCUGAAGUUGCUCAAAAGCUCCCGGUUACACAACACCAUUUGAUUACAUACAGUGGAAGAAAGGACAUUAUUUAUAACUGUAAAUGCUUAUUUUUAGAGUUUAAACCCUCAAUAUGACCCCAAUCAUGCUCCCAAAACACUUUAAUUUCAUUUGAAAUUAGCUUAAUUCAUUACCCUUAAAAAGAAAAAUGUUUGACAUAAAAAUAGAGUACAGUAUCUAUAUAAAAACCAAGGGAAAAAUCACUGUGAUCACUUAUUCACGGAAUAUACACGCGUGUAGAACAGAGCAUGGGACAGGGUGAGAUGAGUCGCGACAUCACGCAUACAAAGCAUCAUAGCUACCAGCCAAUCAGCAGCUAGGUAAAACUGUUAAUGCUCUGUGAUUGGCUACUUCCAACCCUUUCAGCCAACAGCAUGUCAUAAUCGGCGACGUUCAAUAUCAUUAAAAUAGCAUUUAUAUUUUAUUUAUAUUGAUAUUUUGUUGUUUUUACUUUUAUAUUUAUAUUACUAAAUUAAUAAACUAAACUUUUUUUUAAUAAUUUCGCAUUAAAAAGCAUGAAAAUGUAUAAAUUGCCACAAAAUUAGUGGGUCUGCGAAAAAUUUGCAGAUGGAAAUUAGAUAGGUUCCAAAGAAAAUUUCGCGGAUCAGUGAAUCCGCGAAUCAUGAGACGCGGAUCUGUGAGGUAUUACUGUAAUCACAUCCAGUGGCACCCAGAUGAGGAUGGGUUCCCUUUUGAAUCUGGUUGUCUUAAGCUUUCUUCCUCGUUUUAGAGAGUUUUUUGCUUGCCAUGUUGCCUUAGGCUUGCUCAUUAGGGACAGAAACAUUGUGAGAGCUGUAACAAAAACAAACAAACAAACCAAAACAGUGACAUCACCAACAACUUCCACAGGAGAUGGUGAAUUUAUCACAAUCCACUGAAGAAGGCAGUUUUAUUGACUGAUACCAGGAAGAGACCUCUACUAAGGUGAUGGAAAUGCCAAAAUGUAGCUUGUGAUCCAAAACAUAUUAGUUUAUUUGGGCAAGCACAGUAGACAUAGUGCCAUCGCUUGUAUGGAUGUUUCUGGAACAGGCUCGCUAAUCUUCACUGAUGAUUUAACUCGUGAUGGUAGCAAAAGAAGGAAUUGAGAAGUCUACAGAAUAUUCUGUCUACCAAUCUAUAGAGAAAUGCAUUUAACCUUAUUUGGAGGCACUUUAUGCAGCAAGACAAUGACACAGGUCGCACCAUUAGUCCAAUAAACAAAAUGAGUUCUCCCAAACAAAAAAGCCUAAUAAUACAUUUAAUACUGCCCUCUUACAUUUUUGCUAACUUGCAUAAUAUGUAAAGCCUGAAUUAGUUUUAGGAUUUUGGGCAUAUCUUCACAUAUUUGGUGGCAAACUACUCAGCAAAGCUUAAUAAUUAUCAAACACAUGUUGACAUGUGGCUCAAGUGGUUAAGGCUCUGGGUCGUUGACCGGAAGAUCAGGGGUUCAAGCCCCAGCACCGCCAAGUUGCCACUGUUGGGCCCUUGAGCAAGGCCCUUAACCCUCUCUGCUCCAGGGGCGCUGUAUCAUGGCUGACCCUGCGCUCUGACCCCAACCUCCAAGGAUGGGAUAUGCGAAGAAAGAAUUUCACUGUGCUGUAAUGUAUAUGUGACAAAUAAAGGCUGUUUCAUUUUUUUCAUUUUUUCACAUAAUAUGGCUGCCACUUGCCAAUCAAUUUUAUUGAGAUGGAGAUUGAUUUAUGCAAAUAAAUUUAAGACAGGAUUAUCAUUGAAAUAUUGCACUAAAUUUGGUGAUUACGUCCCACAUCCCACCCCCUACAAGCCAAAUAAAAUCACUCACCCAUUCUAGGGGAGGGCUAUAUUAAAUAAAUUUACCAUUUGCAUUUUAUACCAAUCUGCCAAAAUAUUA
This is a messenger RNA of Hemibagrus wyckioides, 4334 nucleotides long. RefSeq names its product nuclear apoptosis inducing factor 1 (gene naif1). Gene Ontology annotation, cellular component: nucleus. The record is from RefSeq and is a predicted model, not a curated record. The transcript is spliced from 3 exons. NCBI's taxonomy places the organism in Eukaryota, Metazoa, Chordata, Actinopteri, Siluriformes, Bagridae. The coding region runs from base 124 to 1101 and encodes 325 amino acids.